Molecule: messenger RNA, 1365 nt
Organism: Sporothrix brasiliensis 5110
Lineage: Eukaryota; Fungi; Ascomycota; Sordariomycetes; Ophiostomatales; Ophiostomataceae
Product: cytochrome P450 alkane hydroxylase
Exons: 3
Coding region: 1-1365 (454 amino acids)
Molecular function (GO): heme binding; iron ion binding; oxidoreductase activity, acting on paired donors, with incorporation or reduction of molecular oxygen, reduced flavin or flavoprotein as one donor, and incorporation of one atom of oxygen
Source: RefSeq, a predicted model, not a curated record
AUGGGGGGCGAGCCGACCCACGAACGCUGGCGUUACCUGCUCGGCGCUCGCGGCCUCCUGACCAUUGACCCGGCCAAUAUCGAAGCCGUGCUGUCGACGCGCUUUGAGGACUUUGGGCUCGGCCUGCGCGCGCCCACGUUCCACCCGCUGCUGGGCAGCGGCAUCUUUACGCAGGACGGGCUGGCGUGGAAGACAUCGCGAAAACUACUGCGUCCGCUGUUUUCGCAGUCUUUGCGCGAGCGCGAUCCCAACUUCAAGACAAUCCAGCGAUGCGUCGACAGCCUUGCGACGUCGAUCCGCCGGGCCGACUACCCCAGCGACGGCAAGGGCUUUGUGGACCUGCAGCCGCGCUUCUUCCGGCUGACCUUUGACACGACCCUGUUCCUCCUGUUUGGCGACACAACUGGCGGUGCCGACACGGACACGGACGCUGCCUGGAGUCGCGUCACGGGCCAGGCCGCCACCUUUGCCGAGGCCUUUACGACGGGCCAGGACUACCUGGCGCACCGUGGCCGACUCGGCGCCUUCUACUGGCUGCUCAACGCCAAGGGCUUCCGCCAAGCCUGUCGCGCCUGCCACCGCUUCAUCGACGAGGCCGUCGACCAUGCACUCACAACGAUGGGCGAGAAGCCGGCCGAGCGCGACAGCUACGUCCUCAUCGAGGCGCUCGCCCGCCAGACCCGGGACCGCCGUGUCUUGCGCGACCAGACACUCAACGUGCUCCUCGCCGGCCGCGAUACGACGGGCUGCUGCCUCACGUGGACGUUUCGCCUGCUGUCGCGCCACCAAGCCGUCCUUGACAAGCUGCGCGAGGAGAUUCGGUCCGUCUGCGGAAUUGGCGCAGACGAAGCACCGCCAACGCGAGCGCAGCUAAACCACAGCUUGCCCUACCUGAAACAGGUGGUCAAAGAAGUCCUUCGCCUGUACCCGUCGGUCCCCGUCAACUCCCGUGAGGCUGUUCGGGAUACGGUGCUGCCGGUCGGCGGCGGGCCCGACGGCAAGUCGCCCGUUCUCGUCCGCGCCGGCGAGGGUGUCGGCUAUUGUGUGUACGCGAUGCACCGCCGCAAGGAUAUUUACGGGCCCGACGCAGACAUAUUCCGGCCCGAGCGCUGGGACGAGGAACGACUGCAAAACAUUGGCUGGGCCUAUCUGCCCUUUAACGGCGGACCGCGCAUCUGCCUGGGUCAAGAAUUCGCCCUUGUCUUGGUGUAUUACACCGUCGUGCGCAUGAUCCAGCUGUUCCCGAAAAUGACAGCACCGGCCGGCGAGCCAGACGUGCCUGUUGGCGAAGAGCGGCAGUCCUUGACACUGGUUGUUUCACCCGCUGAUGGCUGCCAUGUGUCGAUGUACCCGAAAGAAGCGUGA